Penicillium maclennaniae is the source of this 678-nucleotide messenger RNA. RefSeq names its product basic helix-loop-helix domain-containing protein. Bases 1 to 678 code for a protein of 225 amino acids. Gene Ontology annotation, molecular function: protein dimerization activity. The transcript has 2 exons. The record is from RefSeq and is a predicted model, not a curated record. NCBI's taxonomy places the organism in Eukaryota, Fungi, Ascomycota, Eurotiomycetes, Eurotiales, Aspergillaceae.
AUGAGCCCGUGUACGGUUGCUAUGUCAUCCCCUAGCGGGUUGGCCCCGAAGCGAUCAGAUCCGUCCAGAUCUUCGAUUUCCAGUCGGAAACGGCCUAGUGUGAGCUCCACGCAGGCUAGCCCUCAAUUGCGACCAAAAAUCAGCCCGAGCAUCCAGCCGCUGAUGCGAAGUGGUGAGGCAAUGUCGCAAGAUGCGCUUUACUUGGCUUCCAAGUCCAAUUACCAACAUAUCCUCGAUGGAACCUUGCCCUCGGGCGUCUCAUAUCCCGAGGCACUGGCCGAGAACCUGAGUUCCAAGCGCACCAACCAUAAACUUGCCGAACAGGGACGCAGGAAUCGAAUCAACAGCGCUCUCAAGGAAAUCGAGGCCCUGAUACCGUCAGAAUUUGUCCACGCGAGACAGGCCAAGGAGGCUGCCUUGACUGGAGUUAAGCCCGCUGACAAGGAGAAAGAGAAGGCUUCCAACCAAGCCAUCAGCAAAGCGAGUGCGGUAGAGAUGGCCAUCGACUACAUCAAAGCCCUUAAGAAAAGCCUGGAUGACACCACCCAGAAAUUGGCUGCAACCGAGGCGAAGCUCGCUGGCGCUACUCUCGACGACAAAUCUGCAGAUGCUUCUGCAGCUGUGACAGGGAAGGAAGUCAACGGCACCGGUCAUGACUCGACCAACGAGACGUCAUGA